ACUAUGUUCACUUAUAUGAGAGAUUGAAGACAAUAUUGCUGCAGGGAGCACCGUGUGGUAGUGCGGUACAUCGGUCGAGGUUCUCCACCCUUUGGGCCCUUUGAGGAUGUGGAUGAAACAAUAGUGGAUAAUGGAACGCCUCCCCUAGAUGCUGCCAUCAAUGCUGCCACAUUAGAUUUCUCUGAACGGGCCUUAAAAUCUAUUGUAGUAUUUGAUUGUGAUCACCCUCGCUGUGCAGUCUCGAUAUCAACACCAAAAAUAGUGAAGCUGCGGGAGACACUGCUUACCCAGGGUAUUCAACUACAUGUGGUCACUAUGGCUGCCCUUACCAUCACCAGUCCUCACAGCCUUAGCAAGAAAGCCACACGACAGCUCAUAGGUCUGGAUGGACAUACGGCAUACUUACUUUCCCACGCACGUAAGAGGAAGGUCAAAGGAAAGAGGAACAUUAGAGAGCACAUUGUCACACCCAUUGGAAACACCUGCACACAACUGGCUGUUGAGACGGAUGGUUCAGUUUUUUCGCUCCAGAACAUCAAGAUGGAAAGAAAGUACCAUCGGAGGAUUUUUCAGCAACUGUUGGCAUUGAGAGUGGAGGAAGGACAGGAGGCAGAGAAGCUCAAGUGUCGUAGAUGUAUGUGUGGUGUCCCCUGCACACUCUGUGCUCCACCCACACCCUUGGUCUACUCGAGCUCAAGUAGAGAUGAAUUGGAAGAGGAAGAAGACUAUGAAGAUGAGGAGGAGGAGGAACAACAUGCAAGGAAAAAGACCAAGAAGCAUCAACGUUCUAGGUGGCUGUAAUAAUAUCCUCCAAAACCUCAGCAUCCUAUACAUCACAGCAAGUCAUCCUCACAUUCAUGGUGAAAUUAUUUAAAAACUAAAGGAAAAGAUAGCCUUCACUUACAAACGGUAUAAGCUGAUAUUUUUUUUAUUAAGACAUCGGCCGAUUCCCACCAAGGCAGGGUGGCCUGAAAAAGAAAAACUUUCAUCAUAUAUAUGAGGUUUUAUCCACAUCUGCAAGAAAUAACCCUUUUUUUUUUAAUUUUGUCUGUAAAUUAAAGCUCCAAUAGUAUGGAAUAACUUACCUGAUGUGCCUACUGUAUCAGCCACCUUCAUAACAGACAAUAAAAAACAACUACUUUAAUGAUGUAUAUUCUGUUAUGCUAGAUUACAAAACCACCUAACCUGUAUGUAGGGCUAACAUCUGCUGUCAUUCAUAUAUCCUAACUAUAUUAUGUCCAUUAUUUUUUUAAAACUCAUAUUAAUUAUACUGUAUGUCACACCACAUUAGAUGUCACAAAUAAAUUAAGACAGUUCUCCAAACAAAAGAAUGUAAUGAUAGUUGUUAGAGUGCAAUGAACACUUUUCCGUGUUGAAAGAAAACCCCAUAUGUUGACGAGAGACAAAACUGAUAGGUGUGCUUGCGCUUGUGUACAGCCAAAGAUUUUAACUCUGCAACCACAUAUGUAUAGGCGAGUACACACAUGCUUGAAAUCUGUGAACAUACUUUUUUUUUUCCAACACACUGGCCAUCUCCCACCAAGGUAUUGUGACCAAGAAAGAAACAUUUUCACCAUCAUUCACACAUAAUCACUGUCUUUACAGAGGCACACAGAUAUGACAGUUCAUAUGUCACUCCAAACAGCAAAUAUCCCAAAACCCUGCUUUAAAGUGCGGGCAUUGUAUUUCCUACCUCCAGGACUCAAGUCUGGCUAAUUGGUUUCCUUGAAUUCCUUCACAAAAUAUUACCCUGCUCACCUCCAACAGCUGGUCAAGUCUCAAAAACCAUUUGUCUCCACUCCUGUCUAACAUGCUUACACAUGCCUGCUGUAUGUUCAAGCCCCUUGCACAGAAAACCUCUUUUACCCCCUCCAUCCUUUACUAGGAUGACCCCCCUACCCCUCCUCCCCUCCACUACAGAUUUAUACACCCUCCAAGUCAACCUAUUUUGCUCCAUCCUCUCUAAAUGACCAAAAUACCUCAGCAACCCCUCUCAGCCCUCUGAGUAAUACUUUUAGUAACUCCACACCUCCUGUUCAAAUGUCACUCCAAACAGCAAAUAUCCAAAACCCCUCCUUUAAAAUGCAGGCAUUUUACUAUCCACCUCCAGGACUUGAGUCUGGCUAACCAGUUUUCCUGAAUCCCUUCACAACACUCCAACAGCUCAAGUCUCAAAACAUAUUUGUCUCCAUUCACUCCUGUCUAAACACACUCCACACAGAUCGUAUAUGUUCCAUUCAUAGUCGAAAAAAUCUAAACAUAUGUAAUGCUGCAAUAUUAAAUCAUAAAUAAAUAUGAAUUUCUUUUUCACGUUAUUGUUUCAUUUUUGGUGUCUAGUGUUAGUAAUACAGUGGUACCCCGAGUUUCUGCCAUAAUUUGUUCCAGAAAGCUGUUCGAGUGUUGUUACUGAAUGAAUUUGUUCCCAUAAGGAAUAAUGUAAAUUAGAUUAGUCUGUUUCAGACCCCCAAAAAUACACUUACAAAAGCAGUUACAAUAAUACACUUCCAUAAUUGUUCGAGUUGGGAGCUGUACGAAACUCGGAGUACCACUGUACUUAUUAUAUCUACAAGGGUUUUGUAUCAUACAAGACAAUAUUGAUGUAGGUACUGACAGACAGAUGAUUCAUCUUGUAAACAGACAAUGUAAACUUACGGUAUUGAUAAAUACAGUAAAGUAAAUGCAUUUUCUCUUCCUUGUGAUUUUCUUAAUCACAUUUGCUUUUCUCUAGCUUACUUUAUUGUAACAAUACAGUAUAUAAUACAUACACAAAAUGUGUGUUAAUUAACUGUUUAUGUUAUCAGUAAGGAUUCCAGUCAACAGUAGGCAAUUAGCAGUUAAGUUUUUGAGGAGUCAAAAGUUAUAUGUGGACUUUUGACUGCGCGGGGGUUAUCGACGCCUCUAAUCCCCGCAUUGUUUAAGGGUCAACUGUAUAUAUAAAUUAAUUUAUACAUCCCAGAAUUUAUAUUUAUAUUGCAAUCAAUAUUAUUUUUUAUGCAGCUUGAUUUAAUUAUAUUUUGCUCAACCAUGGACCUGCUUGAUACAACCUUCAUGGCAUUUUCAAAAUCAAUAUUAUUAUAAUUAUAAUCAAAAGAAGCGCUUAACUGCAAGGGCCAAAAUCAAUAGGGUGGGUAAAAUCUCUCACAUGAAUAAACAAAGCAUUACUCUUGUCCAGUUCUAGUGUACAUAAGAGAAAUUAUUUGUUGGUUUUCUGUAUAUGUUGAAUUUAAAUUCUUAGUUCCCUUAAUAAUUAAAACAUUUAAUAAGGCAA
Cherax quadricarinatus is the source of this 3268-nucleotide messenger RNA. Lineage: Eukaryota; Metazoa; Arthropoda; Malacostraca; Decapoda; Parastacidae. The record is from RefSeq and is a predicted model, not a curated record.